GGUCGAUCUUUUCGCGAAGGCAUACUCUGGACUACGCAUAUGAGUAUCAGAUAAUCGCCCUCCCGUUGUCUGUCGUACUGCAUUACUGCUGCUUCGAUCUGGAAGUCUCUAUAAAUCCCAGGCACAAUGCCCGCAAUGCUAGAGGACCCUACCGCGCCCAUCAUAUACCGCACCUCGGGUGACAUGCCCUACCCGGUGCCUGGAGGAGUCCUCCCUCUGGACAUCGGCCCUCGCCAGGUGACCCUUCGUGACAGAAUCACAAUUGCGACUAUCAUACCGUUCUCCUCGCCGGCACAGAUUCCUAUCUCCCUACUUGCAUACUUGUGUGACCAAUUUGGCAGGGAGAUUGAGACUGGCCAAACGUAUCCCAUGGAAGAGCCGAUGUCGCUAGAAGCUUUUGGACCGUAUUGGUUUGGGGUUUUUGGAGCCGUCAUUCUGUUGGGAGACAUUUCAGGCAUACCCGAGAUUCAUAGGAUGGCACAAUCUGGGAAUGACUGGGAGAGGGCGUGUCUGGGCAGCUUCUAUAUCAAGCCAAACUAUCCUGGUCGAUCAAGUCAUGUCUGCAACGGUGGCUUUCUGGUCACUGACGGGGCUCGUAAUCGAGGCGUUGGCCGUUUGAUGGGCGAAACAUAUCUGGAUUGGGCACCAAAAUUAGGCUACACAUAUUCCGUCUUUAAUCUUGUUUACGAAACUAACACGGUAUCUUGUCGGAUAUGGGACGCUCUUGGUUUCAAGAGGAUAGGGCGGGUCAAAGGCUGCGGAAGGCUGAAGGGACGAGAUCAGCUCGUGGAUGCUAUCAUCUAUGGCAGGGAUCUUGGUGAAGACGAUACCUUUGUUUCUGAGGAGCGAUUUGACAAGAUUCGUUUCUACUUACGGAACGGAAAGUACCCCAACAACGCUGAUCGCGCGGAAAAGAGUCGACUCCGAAGUGCAGCCACCCACUACAAGCUUAUUCCUGCCCAAGGCGAUAUUGCAGAAAAGUUGGUUCUUAAGGGUAAAGAGGUGAUCUCCGAGCCCCAGCGCCAGUACGAGAUUGCGAGGGAUGUCCACCACAGGUCUCAUGGAGGCAUCAACAAAACCACAGCUGCCAUCGCAGAGCAAUAUCAUUGGGUGCGCAUCAAAGAAACUGUGAGCCAAGUCAUCCGGAACUGCCCCGAGUGUAGCGAAAUGAACAAAGGUCUACACAAUUCGCGAACCCAACGUACCAACCAGACACCGCCAGGAACGAUGCAGACAUCAUCGAACAACGUGCAUCCGAUGGAACAAGUGAUAGCGCCCCUUUACGGUAACAAUAGCAAUAUGACUCGCACACGAGAAGAGUCACCGGGUCAGCAAUUGCAGCUAGAAGCUGCACAGCAUUCAAACGCCUUCUCCAACGACUGCUACAUGCCCGUGGAUCCUGCACUGAUGGAGAGUCUAGAUCGGAGUCAGGCCACAGGGAUUGGCGACAUGCCAUCCCCUGUGCCUUCGCCGUUCCUGUCCGCUGGCUCUCACUUCAAUGGCCGUCCGACCCGACAACAACGUGGUGCCACUCGAAAGAUGACAGACAUGAAUGUCAUGGGUUCCAAUCUUCCCGCACCAAUGGCGCGAAUGACGGCUGGUGAGUCUAUGGUCGGUAUGGAGGAACGCGCUCCGACUGUUCGAGAGGAGCUUCGGCGUCGAAUAACGCGCUUCCACGCUGGCCGUUAAUAUUUGGACAAAUCGACUGAUGGACAGCAUUGGCUCCCUAUAGCUUGAUAGGUGCGAGUGCAAGGGUUGUAGGAUGGAUGAACGUGGCAAUUACAGAUAUUCAAAAGCGCAAAUCUGCAUGUACCUUGUUGUAAUGACCUCGAGAAGCAUAGGUGGAGCCUGUAGCUAUUCUGUUUGAACCAAUGUUGGGCUCUAUGUUAGUGUCUGAAAAAAAAU
Messenger RNA from Aaosphaeria arxii CBS 175.79, 1905 nucleotides. RefSeq lists its product as uncharacterized. Bases 127 to 1689 code for a protein of 520 amino acids. The transcript has 3 exons. Gene Ontology annotation, molecular function: acyltransferase activity, transferring groups other than amino-acyl groups. NCBI's taxonomy places the organism in Eukaryota, Fungi, Ascomycota, Dothideomycetes, Pleosporales. The record is from RefSeq and is a predicted model, not a curated record.